CGAGUCCUUGGGCAAUAGCGCCAUCUUUUGAUUUUCAUACUACUAUUUGUAGAAUUCAUCUUUGAUUUCUAACUCGAACUUUGUAUACAACAGCUGUGAGCGAAUGAUCGCUCUUGAUCGUCUCAAAUAGUUAUUUUCGCAGCUGUUUUUUGAUGAAUAUCCGUCACGGGUAUUUCUUUACCAAAAUUUAAAUUUAAACAGAUUUCUUCUCAUUUGAAGAUGGAACAUUCUAUAAAAAAAUUAAAUGUUGAUGCUACUUCAAAUGAAAAACAAGUUGAUAUAAAUAAAGUACAUAAACAACAAAUACGUCACGUCUUAACCUACGAUGUGUUAAGAAUUAUUUUUCAACAUUUAAGUGCGAAGGAUCUUCUCAAAGUUUCUCAUAUAUGUAGAUCCUGGAGAGACGCCGCAAAUAAUGAAGCAGCCAGUAGAAAAGCACCAGAAUGUAUAUUUAAAAAAUUUCAAAUAAUUGAUAAAGAAAAUUUAGAAGACUCUUAUAAUGCUACACUUUUGGGUAAUGAAUUGAGGGUGAAACCUUGCUUUGGAUUAGUCUGUAUAAAAAUUCAAGAAGAUAAUGAAUGGGUACUAAAAGGUUGUUACUGUAAAAAUCUUCCAUCAAAAUGCAGUACAUUUAUUCUUGGAGGUUAUGACAUUACCAUAGACGAUAUUAAAAUUGAAAAUAAAUUUGGAAUGGGCGUAUGUGCUUUUUUACCAGAGAUACCUAAAUUAAAUCAUAAAAUAUUUCAUGUAGAUAUUAACUCAUUUAAAGAUGUUUCUAAAAUAAAUAUGAAGUCUCAUAUGGUAUACAUUAUACAAAAUUUAUAA
Molecule: messenger RNA, 825 nt
Organism: Ceratosolen solmsi marchali
Lineage: Eukaryota; Metazoa; Arthropoda; Insecta; Hymenoptera; Agaonidae
Exons: 4
Coding region: 220-825 (201 amino acids)
Molecular function (GO): protein binding
Source: RefSeq, a predicted model, not a curated record